AUGCGGGAAGCGGGGGCAUGUUGCCCGGGUGUGCAGAGCAGCGAACAAGUCGUCACCCGCAUCAUCGCCCCGACGGCACCAACGUCCCCGAGCCGCACCGAAAGACGACAGCCGACAGAUGACAGGAAGCCUGUCAUCGGAAGCCACCAUUUUCAGCACAAACAGCAGACAGAAGAUCCACGUCACUCUCUGCCUCGACGGCGCGCCGUGCGAGAUGGAGGUGGAUUCCGGGUCGGCGGGAGGGAUUCGUUCACAGUGGAGUUCAAGGGAAAAAGUGCUGUGUUGUCAUGUUUAAUAGCUGAGGGGAACCGAACCAACCUGCUCGGGUUGGACUGGUUUGACCCUCUGGGUAUUGCUGUUGUGGGAGUUAAUACUGUUGUGGAAAAUAAAUGGGCUGUAUUAUAUUCUGAAUUUCCUGAAGUGUUUGGGGGUGGUUUGGGAAGGUAUAACGGUCCCCCAGUGUCUUUUGACUUGGAUCCUGGUGUUAGGCCUAUCCGCCUUAAAUACAGGAAGGUGCCCAUUCCGUUCAAGGCAAAAAUCGAGGCCGAACUCGAUAAGUUGGUUGAGCAAGGGGUAUUGGAACCAGUGCCUUUUGGCAAAUGGGAAACUCCCAUAGUAACUCCUAUUAAACCUGACGGGUCAAUUCGGAUAUGCGCUGAUUACAAGUGCACCAUUAACAAAGCCUUGCAGCAGCAUUCGUACCCUGUCCCGGUCAUCAGCCACGUUUUGGCGUCACUGGGAGGGGGCAAGAUAUUCGCCAAACUCGACCUAGCCCAGGCAUAUCAACAACUCCCAGUAACAAAGGAGGCGGCUGAAGCUCAAACUAUAGUAACGCACAGAGGGGCGUUCAGAGUGAACCGACUCCAAUUCGGAGUGAAUGUCGCACCGGGGAUUUUCCAAAGUCUCAUGGAGGGGUUACUGAGGGGGGUGCCUGGCACGGUGCCGUAUUUUGAUGAUGUGCUAAUAGCGGGCAAAUCCGAAGAUGAAUUGUUGCACCGAGUUAGGGAGGUGCUCAAGCGUUUUUCCGAUGCGGGGCUUAAGGUAAAAAAGUCCAAAUGCCUGGUGGGGGUCCAUAGUGUUGAAUUCUUGGGAUUCCGGGUGGAUGAGUUCGGGGUCCACCCCACAAACGAUAAGGUAUCCGCAAUACAGCAUGCACCACGGCCACAGGGGAACAAGGAGCUCCAGUCCUUCUUAGGACUCCUUAAUUUUUACCACGCCUUUUUGCCCCAUAAGGCGUCAGUGGCUGCCCCAUUGCAUAACCUCCUGCACAAGGACUCCAAGUGGAAGUGGGGCCCCGAGCAUGAGCGAGCGUUUAAGGGGGUGAAAGAAUUACUGUCAUCAGAUGCUGUGCUGACUCAUUAUGAUGAGAACAAGCUACUGGUGUUGGCUGCUGAUGCGUCCCCAUAUGGGGUGGGGGCGGUUCUGAGCCAUGUUAUGCCGGACGGACGGGAGGCCCCCGUAGCGUUCUAUUCCAGGUCGUUGACAGCAGCAGAGAAAAACUACGCGCAGAUUGAUAAAGAGGCUUUGGCGCUUGUUUCUGCUGUUAAAAAGUUUAAUGACUUUCUGUUUGGAAGGCGUUUCAUUUUGGUAACGGACCACAAGCCCUUGCUAGGGAUCUUUGCCCAGGACCGGCAACUCCCUGAUGUUAUGUCCGCUCGCAUGUUGCGGUGGGCAUUGUUCCUCUCAGCAUAUGAGUUCGACUUGGAACACCGGCCGGGUAAGGCAAUUGGACACGCUGAUGCGCUCAGCCGCUGCCCUCUGCCCGGCCAGGACUUGGACCCUGCUCCUGCUUGCUCAGUUCUGGCUAUUGAGGAACUGCCGGAGGCACCCGUGUCAGUGAAGGACAUUGCUGCUGCGACAGCAAGAGACUCUGUGCUCAGUCGUGUUCUAAACUGGGUGUGGAGGGGGUGGCCGGCAGGGACUUUAGAGCCGGAAUUCAAACCGUAUAAAAUGCGGGAAAACGAGAUGUCCGUAUCCAAGGGCUGUCUACUGUGGGGAAACCGGGUGGUUGUGCCUCAUCGCUGGCGCGAAAAAGUGCUGAAAUCACUUCAUGAGGGCCAUCCCGGUAUGGUACAUAUGAAAGCUCUGGCCCGGGGAUAUGUGUGGUGGCCCGGGUUGGACGCUGACAUUGAGGAGUGGGUUCGGGGGUGCACGCCAUGCCAGCAGGCGAGGGCCGACCCACCAACCGCCUAUCCGCAAAAGUGGGAAUCGGCGGGAAAGCCUUGGUCAAGGCUACACAUCGACCUGGCGGGCCCGGUACAAGGGCAAAUGUUCUUAAUUGUUGUGGACUCAUUUUCAAAAUGGUUGGAAGUGGCGCCAAUGUCUACCACCACUUCCACUGCUGUAAUUAAUGUGUUGCGCCGUCUUUUUGCCACACAUGGGUUGCCUGAUGUUUUAGUGAGCGAUAACGGCGCUCAAUUUGUUUCUGCCGAAUUUGUACAGUUCCUAACUAACAAUGGGAUACGCCAAAUGACUUCUGCCCCGUUCCACCCUGCCUCUAACGGCCAGGCAGAAAGAAUGGUCCGCACGACCAAAGAUGCGCUUGCAAAGCUGACAUCCGGGGACUGGGGAGUGAAACUGGCGUCGUUUCUCCUGCGCCAGCACGUAACUCCAUGUUCGGCUACGGGCCGCAGCCCAGCCGAGUUGUUAAUGGGGCGACGCCUAGCGUCGUUGCUGGAUCGCUUGCAUCCUGACCUCAACGACUUGAGGCCCCAGCAGCAGAGUGUUCCCUCAAAGGUCCGCACUUACGAAUGUGGGGACACGGUCUUUGCGAAGAACUAUGCCGGGGGACAUUCGUGGCUUCCAGCCACAAUUACUGAGGUAGUGGGCUCCCGCAUGUACGUUGUCCAGGUUGCGGACGGGCGACGCUUCCUUGAGCAGAACCUGGUGAGCAACUACGGUAACUGGAGGAUUGCCACCUGA
Gekko japonicus is the source of this 2922-nucleotide messenger RNA. RefSeq lists its product as uncharacterized. Gene Ontology annotation, molecular function: nucleic acid binding. Gene Ontology annotation, biological process: DNA integration. The coding region runs from base 1 to 2922 and encodes 973 amino acids. NCBI's taxonomy places the organism in Eukaryota, Metazoa, Chordata, Lepidosauria, Squamata, Gekkonidae. The record is from RefSeq and is a predicted model, not a curated record. The transcript has 3 exons.